Messenger RNA from Poecile atricapillus (Black-capped chickadee), 2757 nucleotides. It is a transcript of the gene TRAF3IP2, whose product is annotated as TRAF3 interacting protein 2. NCBI's taxonomy places the organism in Eukaryota, Metazoa, Chordata, Aves, Passeriformes, Paridae. The record is from RefSeq and is a predicted model, not a curated record. Gene Ontology annotation, biological process: humoral immune response; positive regulation of canonical NF-kappaB signal transduction. The transcript is spliced from 10 exons. Bases 501 to 2129 code for a protein of 542 amino acids.
CGAUUGAACAUUCGGCAUUGACGGUAAGCGGCCGAGGGCUGAAAGCAAGGGAUGACUUUCCCGACGAGGCACACGGUUUAGGAAUGACAGCGGGCUUCCCCCUGAGUUCUUUAUCGGCGGCGCUCAGGCAGGGGCCGCCCGGCUCCCCACGGGAGCGGCGGCGAGCGCAGGGAGCUGCGAGCUUCCAAGUGUCACUCCCCCACCGAGGCUCUCCCGCCGCCGCCGUGCUGAGCCCUGCCUGCCUCUUCCACUUCCUGCUGCGGAGCCAGUUCUGCCGCUCACCUGGGAGAGGCAGGGAGGCUGUCGUAAAAGGAGGGGAAAGCCGCCCGGCCGGCUGAGGAAGGAGCCCCGGGCGCGGCGGGGAGCGCAGGAGGCGCGCAGCCCUCUCGCUCUCCUCGGGCAGCCCAGCGCGAACCUCCCUCGGCCGCAAGCUUGCUGAAAAAUUCUGGCCUUGCAGUAAGGGAGCUGACUCACUUCCGGUUCAACGAAAAAGUUUGGAAAUGGCCUUUGUGUCAGGUACUUUUGUGGGUCAAAGCAUACCAGUUGAAGUGGAUGAAUCCAUGCCAUGGUCCCAGUUACCUGAACAUGUCUUGGAAAACGUUUUGCAGCCUUCUGGAGAGGAUAUGGAGGAUGAGGAGGCCCAGAGCCCACGUGUUGCUCGAACACCUCGGGCCAAUCCAUCUUGCCUUUGCAGAGCACCAGCAUGUCAUCAUUCAGCACUGUCCGUGGAGCCUGACAGCAGCUUGUGGUCAAAGUAUACUGAUCCUGAUGGAGGUGGACACUCCUGUUCCCCUGGUGAAUCAAUAUCAGGAGUAUUUCCCUUGAAGACACAUUCUAUAGUUAUGGACAAACCAGGCAUGCAGCCAAGAUCACAGCUUUCAGCUGACACCAGGCACAACUCCAAUAAAUCAGAGCAGAUCUUGUCUGAUGUUCCUGAGGACUCACUGGAGGAGAACAGCCAAGGGAGUUCACAGCCACAGCAACCCUCAGGAAACAGACUCCUGGCAGAGCCGGGGACUGUCGAUACAGGGUACAACUCCCAAUCACAAGACAUCAUGGGCAUCAGGCAUCUGGAGCCCCCCUUACCACUGGUGUCUGUGCUGAACCCCCAGGACCUCCCAGGACCACUGAUCUCCAGAGAGUUUUUGGGACCUGAGCAUCAGCAGUGCCCUCUGUGCCAGCACUUGCCCCAUCCCAACACCCCCUCACAAGCGCACGGCUGCUUCAGGCACCGCUGCCCGGCACAGCAGCACCCCCAAGGCCCAUAUGGCAGAGCUCCUUACCAACAUUUUGCAGAGCCAUCGCAACCACUUCCUCCUGUUCCUGGACCUUGCAUGAGAGUUAUCCGCCCGGCCCAGCAAGUCAUCCCAAAUUACUCAAACCUUCGUGCUCCCAGAGGCACUGGAGAUCGACCACCCCAGAGGACGUGCUCCUCCCCUGGUCCUCCUCGAUUCCCAAACCAGCUAUACAACCAGCUACCUAAUGGUCAGCUGCCCCCCAAGGCGUGUGGCCUGGAUGAAGCAUGCAGUUGUCCUUCUGACAAUUUUCAAUCUCCAGCUGCUGUCCCGAGACCUCUCAGUAACCCUGCAGUCAGGGGAACUCUGAGAACCAGCAAUCUGCCGGAGGAGUUGCGCAAAGUCUUUAUAACCUACUCGGUGGAUACGGCAGUGGAGGUUAUGAAAUUUGUGAACUUCCUGUCUGUAAAUGGAUUUCAAACUGCUAUUGAUAUCUUUGAGGACACGGUACGAGGUAUUGACAUCAUUAAGUGGAUGGAGCGCUACCUAGGUGAUAAGACAGUGAUGAUAAUCAUAGCAAUCAGUCCAAAAUACAAACAGGAUGUGGAAGGGGCUGAAUCCCAGCUGGACAGGGAUGAACACGGCUUACAUACUAAAUACAUCCACAGGAUGAUGCAGAUCGAGUUUAUACAGCAGGGAAGUAUGAACUUCAGAUUCAUCCCUGUGCUUUUUCCAAAUGCCAAAAAGGAACAUGUGCCUACCUGGCUGCAGAACACUCACAUUUAUAACUGGCCAAAGAAUAAGAAGAACAUUCUUUUGCGGUUACUGCGUGAGGAGGAAUACAUUGCUCCUCCAAUAGGACCUUUACCAACACUCCAGGUUGUGCCGCUAUGAACAUUAUAACUUAAAGCACAUGACGAGUGGUUGUUAAAGGGUUGUUCCUGGCAGGGAGCCAGCACUCUUCCAGAUGGCUCUUUUUGAUGACAGAAGACACUCUUUCUGCUAAAGGAGUUGGUUGUCUUGGGUUACUCAGGCUCAGCUUGUUCUCUACCAUGUUAAACAUCUAUUUCCAAAGCUGAUGGGACAGAACUCUCUUCUCUAGCUUUUCAAAUAAGCUACAAAUGGAAAGAAUGCCCACUUUUAUUUUAACAUCUGGUUUUAACAUAUUCCUUUUAUUAGUUAUUAUAGCAAACAAAUGCCAGAAAUAAUGUUGCAGUAAGUAUAAUAUAAAAAUUACAUCCUCCUUUUUGCUCAGGGUUUCCUUAAAGAUAUUCCUGCUUUGUAUAGCGUUAUUGAACCAUUAAUUUGUAUAUACACUAUUAAAUAUAUUUGCCUUUUGUAAGGCAAUCUUAUAUACCGUGUCCACUUUUAUUAUUGCUGGGGACAACAGAGAAAUGGGUUGGAUAAGGCAGAUUUUCCUUAGCCAUGCAUAAAGAGACUUGUCUUCAAUUAGAGGACUAUCAGAUCUGAAAUCUCUGGAGUUCCCUUUCCUUACAGCUUGGUCCCUCACACCUCCAGCAUG